Messenger RNA from Lytechinus variegatus (green sea urchin), 978 nucleotides. Its product is annotated as somatostatin receptor type 3-like. Gene Ontology annotation, cellular component: membrane. Gene Ontology annotation, biological process: G protein-coupled receptor signaling pathway. Gene Ontology annotation, molecular function: G protein-coupled receptor activity. The annotation marks the transcript as partial. Lineage: Eukaryota; Metazoa; Echinodermata; Echinoidea; Temnopleuroida; Toxopneustidae. The transcript has a single exon. The record is from RefSeq and is a predicted model, not a curated record.
UGGUAUCCAUUUCAGAGUAUUCACAGCGGAGAUGGGCAGGCGAUCUCCUACCCAGGUAAACUUCCCUGGGCGUGCAAAGUCAUCGUCCCCUUCGGACCGUGGUGGAAAGACUUCAAACCCGUGUACAUCAACAUCCUCCUCUUCUACGUGCCCGUCAUCAUCACCGCCGUCAUCUACGUACGCAUCGUGAUACAUGUCAAACGAAGCAAUAGUUACCUGAAGAAUAAGCUCGUCAAUGGCGCCCCGGUGCCGAAACGGUUUCGCAACACACAUUGGAAGAUAUGCAAGAGUUUGCUUUGCGUUUUCCUCGGCUUCAUCGUCUGUUUCGCGCCUUUCGCCACCUAUAACAUCGUACAGCAGUAUUUCUCAACAGCAUUGCACCCCGAACUUAAAAACCUCUCACUUCUUUUGCCUUACUUCAACUCAUGCCUAAACCCUGCCAUCUAUUCCUUCACGAACGAUACAUUUUGGAAAGCCGUCAAGCAGAUAAUCUGUAGGUCGACGUCGAAAAGCACGACGAGGGCGUCGUUGCCCUCGAGCGAGAUGAACGGAGGUCAUCCGUCUGGUCUCAAUGCUAUAUCGGGCAAUCAGAUGCGGGAGCGUGGAGAAGGCGGGCGGGCGGUAGGAAUCUCGUUCUCGUAUGAAAGGAACGCGGUUGAAGUGGAAUACAGCCCUGGCUUGGCUCGACAUCAGAUCAAUCUCGUUGACGAUUGCGAACACGGCCACGGGACGGUGUCCGAGAAUACGAGAUCGUCAGAAUAUUGCAUGACAACAUUUGAUUCACAUGGAAAUGCAUGACUUGAUUACCAUGAGCCGUGUAUAUGAAACAAGAACAAAGAAGAAUGAUUGAUUUAAAGGAUGAUAGAACAUUUUGUAACGAGAUAGCUUGCGCGAAAACAGAAACAUCAACAAAACUAAUCAAUAAAAGUUUGAGAAAAAAUGAAUGAAUAAUAAGAAAUUUAUGAGCAUAUGAAUUUU